This is a messenger RNA of Gadus morhua (Atlantic cod), 1654 nucleotides long. It is a transcript of the gene ap1m3, whose product is annotated as adaptor related protein complex 1 subunit mu 3. Gene Ontology annotation, cellular component: clathrin adaptor complex. Gene Ontology annotation, biological process: vesicle-mediated transport; intracellular protein transport. The record is from RefSeq and is a predicted model, not a curated record. Lineage: Eukaryota; Metazoa; Chordata; Actinopteri; Gadiformes; Gadidae.
UGGUGGCUACGACCAGGAAGAACGCCAACGCCGCCCUGGUAUACUCCUUCCUCUAUAAAAUCACACAGGUGUUCAAGGAGUACUUCAAGGAGCUCGAGGAGGAGAGUAUUCGGGACAACUUUGUGACGGUGUACGAACUGAUGGACGAGGUCAUGGACUUUGGCUUCCCACAGACGACCGACAGCAAGAUCCUGCAAGAGUACAUCACUCAGCAGGGCCACAAGCUGGAGGUGGGUGCCCCCCGGCCCCCGGCCACAGUGACCAACGCCGUGUCCUGGCGCUCCGAGGGCAUCAAGUACCGGAAGAACGAGGUGUUCAUGGACGUCAUCGAGUCCGUCAACCUACUGGUGAGUGCGUCGGGCAGCGUGCUCAGCAGUGAGAUCCUCGGCUCCGUGAAGCUGAGGACGGUUCUCUCCGGGAUGCCGGAGCUCCGGCUCGGCCUCAACGACAAGGUGCUCUUCGAGAUCACCGGCAGGGAGAAGAGCAAGGCGGUGGAGCUGGAGGACGUGAAGUUCCACCAGUGUGUGCGUCUGUCGCGCUUCGAGAACGACCGCACCAUCUCCUUCAUCCCCCCGGACGGCGAGAGCGAGCUCAUGUCCUACCGGCUGAACACCACCGUGAAGCCCCUCAUUUGGAUCGAGAGCGUGAUUGAAAAAUUCUCCCACAGCCGAGUGGAGAUCAAAGUCAAGGCCCGGAGUCAGUUCAAGAGCCGCUCCACAGCCAACAACGUGUCCAUACUGGUCCCAGUGCCCAGCGACGCCGACUCGCCCCGCUUCAAAACCAGCAUGGGCAGCGCCAAGUGGGUCCCGGAGCAGAACGUGGUGCAGUGGACCAUCAAGUCCUUCCCGGGCGGUAAGGAGUACACGAUGAGGGCGAGCUUCGGGCUGCCCAGCGUGGAGAGCGAAGAGCUGGAGGGCAAGCGACCAAUCACAGUCAACUUUGAGAUCCCCUACUUCACCGUGUCAGGGAUCCAGGUUCGCUAUUUGAAGAUCAUCGAGAAGAGCGGCUAUCAGGCGUUACCAUGGGUGCGCUACAUCACGCAGAGCGGAGAUUACCAGCUGCGGACCACCUAAAGGCCCCUUGAGACCAACAGAUGAAUCCUUCCUCUCCUUCUGCUCCAUCUCCUGCUGUCUGCCUCCCAUCUCCCCUCCUCACAGCCGAGGGACCAGCCCAGAGGAGAAGGUUACCCCGGCCUGGGGACUGGUUCUCUACACCCUGCUGGAGCUAAUGAGGCUCCACAGGCCUCCAGAACCUGUGGAGGUUUUUUUUGUUUUUAGAAAGGAAAUCAAUAGUAAAGAAAUUAUUCCACAGUGCCAUGACACCAUGCAAAGUGCACGUUAUAUAGUGUGUUGGUACACCAGCAAUAUUCUCUACUACAACUUCCAAGCUGUAAAACAAUAACAUUGUUUGUUCGCCUUUUAGAUCUUUUAUAACCACAGGGCAUACACUUCUCGUCAACAUGUCCUCAAAAUUGAAUCGUGGCUUUAACCAUCUUAAGGACCAGGAAAUGAGUCUGUUCCUCUUGUAACAUUAUUAGAACCCGACGUUGGCCUGAAUCAAUUGGAACCAGCAGCGACCAAGUUAUUUACCAAAAUGUUUUUUUACUACUUGAAAUUAAAUGUAAGGCCUCCAGUGGCCUUGGGACUGUUCUCAA